Messenger RNA from Homo sapiens (human), 1470 nucleotides. RefSeq names its product ficolin 2 (gene FCN2). Lineage: Eukaryota; Metazoa; Chordata; Mammalia; Primates; Hominidae. The coding region runs from base 454 to 1362 and encodes 302 amino acids. The transcript has 8 exons. Gene Ontology annotation, cellular component: cell surface; extracellular region. The record is from RefSeq and is a predicted model, not a curated record.
GGGAACCACUCAGACCGCAGUGGACGUUCCUAAACUUCUGUGGACUCACGGCAGAUUCUCUGCAAGAGAUUUCCUCAAGGGCUGGAUUCCACAAGCCCUUCUGUCCUGCUGCGGGCCUCAGGCAGUGUUCCCGCCAAGCUUUCCCUAAAGACACAAACAGGCAGGCCCUUCCCACACGGGCCUCAGGGAGCCUUCUGCUGGGCAGAGCGUCCCUGCCAGGGGAAGCCAGGCUCGUUAAGUGGGAAGCCUGUGGGGCCUGCGGAAGACAGCGGCCCUGAGGCUGUCUCCACCGCCAGUUGGUGCCACCAAGCCUUCGGGAGGGAGUGGCCAUCCCCACUGGGGUUGGGAAAUGGAGAGAGAGGUUACAGUGGGUGGCUGCAGCCCUGUAAGAACCACGGAGUUCCUUCAGUGGCAAAGACCAGAGCCCCAGGGCUGAGCCGAGCUGCCGUAGCCAUGGGACCUGCUCUCCUGGCCCUCUCCUUCCUGUGGACCAUGGCCUUGACUGAAGACACCUGUCCAGAGGUGAAGAUGGUGGGCCUGGAGGGCUCUGACAAGCUCACCAUUCUCCGAGGCUGUCCGGGGCUGCCUGGGGCCCCUGGGCCCAAGGGAGAGGCAGGCACCAAUGGAAAGAGAGGAGAACGUGGCCCCCCUGGACCUCCUGGGAAGGCAGGACCACCUGGGCCCAACGGAGCACCUGGGGAGCCCCAGCCGUGCCUGACAGGCCCGCGUACCUGCAAGGACCUGCUAGACCGAGGGCACUUCCUGAGCGGCUGGCACACCAUCUACCUGCCCGACUGCCGGCCCCUGACUGUGCUCUGUGACAUGGACACGGACGGAGGGGGCUGGACCGUUUUCCAGCGGAGGGUGGAUGGCUCUGUGGACUUCUACCGGGACUGGGCCACGUACAAGCAGGGCUUCGGCAGUCGGCUGGGGGAGUUCUGGCUGGGGAAUGACAACAUCCACGCCCUGACCGCCCAGGGAACCAGCGAGCUCCGUGUAGACCUGGUGGACUUUGAGGACAACUACCAGUUUGCUAAGUACAGAUCAUUCAAGGUGGCCGACGAGGCGGAGAAGUACAAUCUGGUCCUGGGGGCCUUCGUGGAGGGCAGUGCGGGAGAUUCCCUGACGUUCCACAACAACCAGUCCUUCUCCACCAAAGACCAGGACAAUGAUCUUAACACCGGAAAUUGUGCUGUGAUGUUUCAGGGAGCUUGGUGGUACAAAAACUGCCAUGUGUCAAACCUGAAUGGUCGCUACCUCAGGGGGACUCAUGGCAGCUUUGCAAAUGGCAUCAACUGGAAGUCGGGGAAAGGAUACAAUUAUAGCUACAAGGUGUCAGAGAUGAAGGUGCGACCUGCCUAGCCCAGGCCGGCCUCAGGGUCAGGACGCCUCCACACAUAGUUGGUUGGGGGGUAGGGUUGGGAGCUUGGCCCUACGGUUUGUAAAAGAAACACAUGUCGUGAUUCUAAA